UAUAUGUUAAGGCUUCUAAACCUUGAUAUCCUCCAUUAUCCCCCCAAUGUCUUCAGCUCCGACGUCCCAACCUUUUUCUAAGUCAUGCCAAAAUAUUGUUCCUAAAACCAAUUAUAUUGAGGAGAAGGAAGAUGGGGAAGCCUACCGGAAAAUUGAUGCCGAAAUAUGUAGAGAAAUGCUGCCAAAUCUUCCGAAAGAGAAGGGUUGGACCUCUGAACACUUGGUUCAGUACCAAGGGAUCUGGCUAACCCCUACCUAUGCCUUAAAAGCAGCCGUGCAGCUUCAACACCAUUUCAACUUAUUCCAAACAACCGGAAGUUCUACCAGCGCCGCCCGUGGGUCGUCGCCCAUAUGUUUCUUGGCCACAAUUCCGAAAUCAGGUACGACGUGGCUUAGAGCACUCAUGUUCGCUACACUCAACAGAAGCCUCUAUGAUGCUGCCUCUCCUCAUCAUCCCUUGCUCACAACUGGGCCCCACGACUGUUUUCCUUUCUUGGAGAUGGAAAACAUGCUUGGAAACCAUGUUCACAGCCGUCCCGUAACCUCACUUGAUCAUGAUCACGACGAUCGUGACAGUGGUGAUGGUAUGAUUAAUAAUUAUGUUCCGCCUACAAGCACUACUCAACUCUUUGCGACCCACCUGCCUUACUCUUUGUUACCAAAAUCCGUGACUACUUCUAGUAGUGCUUAUUGUGUAUCAAAAUUCGUUUACGUUUGCCGCAACCCUAAAGAUGCAUUCAUUUCUUUAUGGAAGUUCGGGAACAAAGUUAAACCAGUAAACACAGGACUUGCACCCUUAUCAAUGGAAGAAGCAUUUGAGCUUUUCUGCCGCGGAGUCUACCCGUACGGGCCCUAUUGGGACCAUGUGCUAGGGUUUUGGAAAGCAAGCUUGGAAAUGCCAGCGAAAGUUUUGUUCUUAAAAUAUGAGGAUCUCAGGAAGGAGCCAUCUACUAAUGUGAAGAGACUGGCGGAGUUCUUGGGUCAACCUUUUUCAGAGGAGGAGGAGAGCAAAGGGGUGGUGCAGCAGAUCAUAAAGCUUUGUAGUUUUGAGAAUCUGAGCAGCUUGGAGGUAAAUAAAACCUCCAGGACGCAACAGUACUUUGUUAAAGCCAAUAUUGUCUUUGAGAACAGUGACUUCUUCAGGAAAGGACAAGUUGGGGAUUGGAAGAACUUCUUCACUGAUGACAUGGUAAAACGUAUGGAUCAGAUCAUAGAUGAGAGGUUCAGUGGUUCUGGAUUGACAUUUGCUAAUCCGUAGCUAGCCUGAAAAUUAUUUGCUUAAUUACUUACGUAUUAUGCUUCUCUUUGCUCCAUUUAACAAUAAACUUGGCAUAUUAAUUAUGAUCGAGCGGUACCACUAUGAAUAAAAAGGAUUAUGAUCGAGUGGUAUAUAUCA
This is a messenger RNA of Pyrus x bretschneideri (Chinese white pear), 1396 nucleotides long. Its product is annotated as flavonol sulfotransferase-like. The transcript has a single exon. Gene Ontology annotation, molecular function: sulfotransferase activity. NCBI's taxonomy places the organism in Eukaryota, Viridiplantae, Streptophyta, Magnoliopsida, Rosales, Rosaceae. The record is from RefSeq and is a predicted model, not a curated record. Gene Ontology annotation, biological process: sulfation. Bases 47 to 1258 code for a protein of 403 amino acids. Gene Ontology annotation, cellular component: cytoplasm.